Messenger RNA from Aspergillus vadensis CBS 113365, 183 nucleotides. RefSeq lists its product as uncharacterized. The transcript is spliced from 2 exons. Bases 1 to 183 code for a protein of 60 amino acids. Lineage: Eukaryota; Fungi; Ascomycota; Eurotiomycetes; Eurotiales; Aspergillaceae. The record is from RefSeq and is a predicted model, not a curated record.
AUGGCCACUUCUUUUGCCAACCCUACCGAAGUUGCCAGCGCCGAUGAUGUAGUUGCUGGGAAUAUUGGUACUGCGGCCAUCAAUAACCCUAACGAGGCCUUCAACGAUGUCGACGGUAAUGGCAUGUCCAUGGCCACCACAGAUGUCGAGGAAGAGUUGAACUCUGCAGGUGCAGCGUUUUGA